AUGUGGGAUGACUUGGCGACGAAAUUCUUGACAAGGUUCUUUCCACCAGCAAAGACCGCUCGCCUCCGAGGGGAGAUCAUGUCAUUCAGGCAGAAAAAUGGAGAAAAUUUGUAUCAAGCUUGGGAGAGGUUUAAGGGUCUUCUCAGAGAUUGUCCUCACCACCAUCAGACGAAUGAAGUUCUGGCACACACAUUUAUUGAGAGUCUGGAUGCCCAACAUAAGUCAUCACUAGACACUGUUGCAGGAGGGCAGGCUCUUGAUCUAAGCUAUGAAGAACUAUUCACACUAUUGAACAGGUUUACUCAGAGCACUCCAGACUGGCAGGAUGAUGCAGCUAGCAGUUCAGUUAGGAAAGCACCGGGCAUCUUUGAAGUAGAUAAUUUUACAACAUUAUCAGCACAGAUUGAUGCCAUGCGCCACCGAACUCGGGAAGUUAGGCUUGCGUCGCAAGUGCCGCAGUGCAUGCGGUGGAGUAACAACUCAGGUAAUCAGAAGCAGAACUAUCAGCCAACACCUGCUCCUCAAGCUCCCACAAACAGUAUAGAAGAGAUGAUGAAAAAGAUGAUGAGUGACAUGCAGAUGAUGAUGCUAGACCAGCAGAAGUUGAUAGCAGAUAAUCAGAAUCGCGAUUUGGCUGUGCGGAAUUUAGAGAGGCAGAUGGGACAGAUAGCUGGUGCACAAAAUACUAGACCACCUGGAGGACUUCCAAGUGACACAGAUGUGAAUCCCAAGCCUUGCAAUGCUGUAACUCUGCGAAAUGGGAGAGAACUAGAGGAAGUGGCUUCAAAGAAAACUGGCCGAGUAGAGGCUGAAAAAGAGAAGAUUGCCACAGAAAGAAGUGAAAAAAAGCGGUCGAGGCACCAGAUGCUUAAGCGCCCACGAGGAGCCGUGGUUUCAAAGCCACCGCCUCCAUUCCUUCAACGUCUGGCAAGACAAAAAGAAGAGGCUACUUACAAGAAGUUUCUUGAUUUGCUUAAGCAGGGUAUUCCAAAGUAUGCUAAGUACAUCAAAGAUAUUGUUGCAAAAAGAAGCCGUUUCAUAGAGUAUGCCACGGUUGCACUUACUGAGGAGUGCACUUCUCGUAUUCAGAACAAGUUGCCCAUAAAAUUGAAGGAUCCCGAAAGUUUCACUAUUGAGAUUUCUAUUGGGACACAGGUUGUUGCUCGAGCACUUUGUGACCUAGGUGCAAGUAUAAAUCUGAUGCCUUCGUCUAUCUUCCGGAAGCUAGGUUUGGGAGUGCCCAGACCAACUACUAUAGUUCUUCAGCUGGCAGACAGAUCAUUAGCAAGACCCGAAGGCAUUAUUGAAGAUGUAUUCGUACAAUAG
Lycium ferocissimum is the source of this 1326-nucleotide messenger RNA. RefSeq lists its product as uncharacterized. The transcript has 3 exons. Lineage: Eukaryota; Viridiplantae; Streptophyta; Magnoliopsida; Solanales; Solanaceae. The coding region runs from base 1 to 1326 and encodes 441 amino acids. The record is from RefSeq and is a predicted model, not a curated record.